Molecule: messenger RNA, 5124 nt
Organism: Gracilinanus agilis (Agile Gracile Mouse Opossum)
Lineage: Eukaryota; Metazoa; Chordata; Mammalia; Didelphimorphia; Didelphidae
Product: probable ATP-dependent RNA helicase DDX60
Exons: 37
Coding region: 1-5124 (1707 amino acids)
Biological process (GO): defense response to virus
Cellular component (GO): cytoplasm
Molecular function (GO): single-stranded RNA binding; ATP binding; double-stranded RNA binding
Source: RefSeq, a predicted model, not a curated record
AUGGAGCGAAAAGACUGCAUGUCGUUUUUGGAGGAUAUGUCAGAGCUGAUUUUAAAUGAAAUAGCAAAAUCCAAGUAUUUGAGUUUACUCAAUGAUUUUGUUGAAUCUGAACUCUUCCUGAUUGAUGGGGAUUCCUUAUUUAUCACCUGCCUACAUGACCAAAAAUUGAAGCCAGGACAAAAUCUCCACCUUUUCUACUUAGUUGAACGUUAUCUUUUGGAUUUGACCAAUAAAGGAGGCCAAUUUAUUCUUGUUUUUUUCAAGGAUUUCGAGCACUCAUAUUUUGAAAUGCCCAAGCUUCUUUCAUUAAGAACUGCACUGAUUCUCCACCUUCAGAAAAAUACUGCUAUUAAUAUUAAAACUGGAUUUUCAGGAUGCUUUUCAGAAGAAUGGAAUUGUUUCUUGGGAGAAAACUGCCCAUAUUUCUUUUUAGUUUCAGAUGAAGGAAUGACUGAUCUUCAAACACAUCUUUUCCAUUUUUAUAUUCUACAUUCCUGGUCCAAGAGAGUUAAUAUUGCACUGACUUCAGGGCAGGAAUUAGAUAUUCUUAGAGUUUAUGCAUACUUUAUGCAAAGUAGGUAUACUGGCCAGCAUUUUUUCAAGGAGAAUAAAGAGAAAAUAGAGAGUGUUUAUCAAACCUUGAUCGAACAUAUGAAAGCAUCCAAAGCUGUGGCACUGACACCGUUGUUUGACCAAUUAAACUGCAAUCACCUGGAAAAAGAGAUAUGUUGGAGUAUUGACCAACUUCAGACUCUCUGGCCAAAAGGAUUUGAUAUUAGACGUGUCCUCUGCGUCUCAUCAUGUUCUUUGUCCUUGAAAAUGUAUCACCAUUUCCUAGAAAAGAGAAAGAAGGAAUCUUUUUCUUCAGAAGCUGAGACAUCUGAGAAUCAAUUGGCAUCACUGGAGGAAGUUCAAGAUUUGUGCAGAUUGUAUUGCCUCAGUGUGGCUUUUCUGCUCCAUUUGUCUCUUUCUCAGAGAGCUUGUUCCAGAUUAAUCACUUCUUCCUGGAAAAACUCAAUUUCUACUUACUUGAAAAUGAAACGUUGGUGUGAAUUUUUUGUUCUAAGGAAUUUGGAUAGUUCAGAAACAUGGAAUAUGGAUUUAACUUAUGUUUGUGAUGUAAAUGAUGACAUAUUGUGGAAGAAUAUAGCUUACUACUAUGAAACAGAAAGCAUCCAAGGUUUACAAUUGGACUUGGGAAAAGACAUUGAGGAAGAUUAUAAAGACUUGUGGAAUGCUGUGUCACAACUGGUAAGAGAGUUUCCUGUAGGACCACCGGUACCUCUCCGAGCAACAAAACAACUUUUCCUUCAAAGCAAACAUUCACCAAUUGAAGAAGAGUCUCAGGAAACAAUGCCUAAUUUAGGCUUUAUUCCAGUGACAUCACCAAUGGUUAGACAGUUGGCUGGAGACAUCCUGGAUCAGGUUGAUUUUCUAGACAGCGAUGACCCAGUGGUUACCUCCCUCGUUAAGUAUGAGGAGCUUCCUGAACUUGUGCACUGGCAUUCUCUUAAGCCUCUUAGUGACCAUUAUGAGAAGAUAAAGACUUUUAUAGAUGGAAAACCCAAAGAUGUCCUCAGAGUCAUACAAAAGUUACAGACUUUUCAGCAACAUUUGGGAAACCUCUUAGCUGAUACUAAUUCCAAAGUCAUUGUAACUCAAUCAGUCAGGCCAAAGGAAGAUUCUGCUGCAGCAAAGAAGAACAAAAAAUCACACGGUAGUAAAGCUGAAAUCAUUAGAAAAGAAAACAGCAAUCGACUCCUUGUGAAAGAGGAGCAGAAAGAAAGUAUGAGAUGGAAUACCCUGUCAUCUUCUAUUAAACAAGAACUGAAAGAGAAUUUUCUUUCUGGAAUAACAAAACUAGAAGAUUUCCUGAAGACUUGUAAAAGCAACUCUUUGAAAUGUAGGGUAGAAAUGAUAGGAUUGAAUGCCAACUUAAAUGCAUGGAGAGAACACUGCCAACAUGAAGGGAAAAUAACAAAAGAUUUCAGCAUAGCUAUUCAAAUGAUGAAAAGAAUCCAUUCCAUAAUGGAAAAAUACCAGAAAUUUUUACAAGAAUCAGAUAAAAAACAAAUAUCCAGAUGUCUUAAAUAUUUAGGAUUUGAUAAUUUGGCUAAAACUUUGGAUCCCACAGAGGAUAUGGGAAAUGACAUAAAUAACAAAGAAGUCAAUUAUGCUGUUGAUAUGGGACCAGUUCGCUUUCAACUACAACAGAUGGGCCAUUACUUAAUACGCGAUGAGAGAAAAGAUCCAGAUCCAAGGGUUAAUGAUUUCAUUCCUGACACAUGGCAGCGAGAGCUUCUUGAUGUUGUGGACAAUAAUGAAUCAGCACUAAUUGUUGCUCCAACAUCAUCGGGGAAAACAUACGUCUCCUACUACUGCAUGGAGAAAGUUCUGAAGGAGAGUGAUGAUGGGGUGAUUGUAUAUGUGGCCCCUAAAAAGGCCCUUAUUAACCAAGUGUCAGCCACUGUCCAGAGUCAUUUCACGAAAAAACUGCCAGAAGGUCAAGUUCUAUGUGGUGUUUUCACAAAGGAAUACCAUCAUUUUGCAUUAAACUGCCAGGUCCUUAUAACAGAGCCGUACUGCUUUGAGACUCUAUUGCUUUCCCCUAAUCGUCAAGAAUGGGUGAAAAGGAUCAGAUAUGUUAUAUUUGAUGAGGUUCAUUGUCUUGGAGGACAAAAUGAAGCAGAAAUUUGGGAACAUCUUCUGGUUAUGAUCCAAUGUCCUUUCCUGGCUCUUUCAGCAACUAUCAGCAACCCUGAGCAUCUCACUGAGUGGCUACAAUCUAUAAGAAGGUCCUGGCAGGAGGCAGAAAAGAGAAUAGUAAAUUUUCAUCCCAGCCCAGAUGCUAAAGGAUGUGUCAGAGCCUCCCAAAUGAACUUAAAAGUAAAGAGAUCCUAUAGAGUCAGACUCGUGCUUUAUGAAGAGAGAUAUAAUGAUUUAGAGAAACAUGUGUGUUCACUAAGAGAUGAUGAUAUUGUCUUUGACCACUAUCACCCACUGGCUUCGCUGACUACAGAUCAAAUUGAGAAAUAUGGAUUUCCAUCUGACCUUACCCUUUCUCCAAGAGAAAGCAUCCAGCUUUAUGACACUAUGGUACAAGUAUGGAAAGCCUGGCCCAAGGCUCAGGAAUUGUGUCCUGAGGAAUUUAUUCAUUUUAAGAACAAAAUCGUCAUUAAAAAGAUGGAUGCUAGAAAAUAUGAAGCCGCAUUAAAGGAAGAAAUACUGGAUUGGAUUAAAAAUGGCAAUGAAAAUAAGGCCAAGCAAGUGCUGAAGAUCCUUAGACCUGCUUCUGUUUCCCAAUCAGAUGACAUGGAGCAUAUGUUUCCACUUCUUGUUGAAAAGCUGAGAAAAAUGGACAAACUACCUGCAUUGUUUUUUCUGUUCAACACAUAUGAUGUAAGGCUAGCGGCACACAGCGUGUACAGUGCUCUAGAAAAAAAGCAGAAAAUGAGACAGUCUGACAAUGCAGACAAAGAAAUCCAGGAGUUAAUUAACAAAUUGGAGAAAGUGAAGAAAGCAAUAGAGAAAUCACCAACUGUACCUGAAAAUGUCUUGAAAAGAUCUUCAAGAAUGGAACAAAGAAUGGUCCUUGAAGCUGAGUAUGAAGAUUUACAAAAAAUGUUGGAAAAGAAGACUGAGAUACCUUCAGACUGCACUUAUGCCAACCCAAAAAUGAUACCUCCAGAGACUUUGCAGACAAUGAUUAACGGAAUAAAAUAUGUAAAAAAAGGUGAAGAAUUGGAAAUUCUGGCAAAGAGGGGUAUUGGAUACCAUCACAGCUAUCUGCAAGAAAGAUUAAGACGAUUCAUUGAAGUACUCUUCAAGAAAGGAUUUAUCAGGGUUGUGACAGCUACUGAAACACUUGCUUUAGGAAUUAACAUGCCAUGUAAAUCUGUGGUGUUUACUCAAAACUCUGUUUAUUUGGAUGCUUUGAAUUAUAGACAGAUGUCUGGACGUGCAGGAAGACGAGGUCAAGACUUUAUUGGACAUGUGUUUUUCUAUGAUAUCCCAUUACCGAAAAUAGAAAAUCUUAUUAAAUCCAGAGUACCAGAACUGAAAGGCCAUUUCCCCCUCUGCAUGAGCCUGGUCCUAAGGCUCAUGUUGUUGGCUUCCAAAUCAGAUAAUGGCUCAGAUGCAGAAGCAAAGGUAUUUUCUUUGCUGAAUAACUCACUGAUGUCAUUCAAGAAACCCAGAAUCAAGGACAUGUUGAAACUAUAUUUUUUAUUUUCAGUGCAGUUUCUUGUGAAAGAGGGAUAUUUGGAUUGUGAAGGAAGCCCAAUUGGUUUUGCUGACCUUGUAUCACAUUUCUUUUAUGAAGAACCUUCAAAUCUUGUGUUUGUCAGUUUUCUCAGAAAAGGCCUGUUCCAUAAUUUAUGCCAACCAACUGAACAAGGCUCAAAACAUUUUUCUCAAGAUGUCAUGGAAAAACUUACAUUAGUAUUGGCAAAUCUGUUUAGAAGAAAAUAUGUUCCAGCAAAGUUCCUGGAUGGUAAUUUUGAGUUUUAUCAAUCCAAGGUAUUUCUGGAAGAUCUUCCUUCAGAUUUUGAUGAUGCCUUACUUGAGUACAACACAAAACUGACAAGAGAUUUUAGCCAAUUCCUACUUAUUAUUUCCAAGUUUGUUGACAAGAAACAAGAACAUCAGCUCCCUUUGUCAAAAAUUGAAUUCACAGAUGAAAAAUGUGACACUUCCAAGCUUGUAUCUCACCUGAUGAGCUGUAAGAAGGACAGAUCUGCCAUUUCACCCUUUGUAUGUCUCUCCGGAGUCACAAAUCAAGAUUUGCUUCAAAUACAGAAUAUCAACAAUGUCAUUCUGCGUACAAUUGGUAUUACUUCCUCCCAGGCUCCUCUGCUUUAUUCAAAGAAAGUUGACAGUCUAGGGAGAAGAAUGCCACUCAAUGCCUAUAUCCUUAAUUUCUAUAAACAUGGCUCCCUGAAAGCAUUAGAAGAUGAAAACAGGAUCUCUGAAGGAGAAGCUUACGUUUUGCUGAAAGGUUUUUCCCGUCUCCUUCAAUCUAUCAGUGUUUCCUUAAGGGAAUUGUGUGAAGAUGAGGAUGACAAUGUGGUGUUAGCAUUUGAACAACUUAGUCACAGCUUCGAUGAAAAAUUUGAAAAAGUUUAA